UGCAAGACGGCUUCAUUUUGACAAGUUUUUUUUAUUUAUUCAGAAAUAGUUAUAAAUUAAGCAAACAAAAACUUUUUGAGAUCACAGCUGAGAUAAAGCCCCUUCAGAAGUGCUGGCAGAUGGACGGAAAGAAGGGAUUCUUCUUGGAGAGUUUAGGUCUCUGGAGGUGCAGUCAAGAGCUGUUAACUUUGAAGGACCAAUGAAAGACCAACUAUACAAGAGAAUUAAACUUCCUCAGGAUUUGAUAGUCUUCAUCAAAAACAGCAGGGUGGUCUCCAAGUACCAGACUGACUUUCAGCAGAGAUUCAAGAACCCUGUGUUUCUGGAGGUGGGGAAAGAUGUAGUUCUGUCCAGCUUGUGCUCUCGUGACCUUGAUGAGGCAACAGGUGCAGUACUAAAUGACCUGAGUGUGGAGAUCGAGAAGCUGCGAGGUGCUGCAGCUGUGCUUCCAAAUGUAGACAAAAUCAAACAAAUCCUCACCAAAGCUGAGAAUGAGGUAAACUGUGGUGAGCUCAGAGUCAUGGUCUCCUUCAUCUCAGAGCUGGGUACUGCAUCAGUGGUUAAAGUACGGCUGGUGGGCUACACAAAGUAUGUGAAUGAGCUCAGAGAGCAUCUGCUAAAUGAGAUUAUUAUCGAAGAAGUGCUUGACCUUGUUCACCCCGAGCUGGUGAACUGCUUUGAUGACAUCUUGGAGCUCAUCAGCUUGAAGACGAGCAACAUAUCCAUGAAAGCCACAUGUCUUCCUCACCCGAGUGUGACAGUGUCUGGUCCCUGUCGUCUGGUUCAGGACACCCAUUCCGCUCUUGCAUCUGCUUUGGCCAAACUGAUUUUUGACAUAGUGGUCUUAGAUGGACCGGGGGCUCUGCACUAUUUCAGCACUGAUGGAAAAAAGGAAAAAGAGGCUGUUGAGCGUUUGUUCCAUGUCUGCAUUAGAGAAAAGCAAGGUUCCAAUCAACAGUCUAGCUUCCUAUUUGUGGGGUUGACCAGAGAUGGUGUGGAUGAAGCUGUGACCAAAUUAAACAUCUUGUUUGAAGAUCGCUGUUCUACAAAAAUCUUUACAAAUGAGGAUCUCAAAGACCUCACUGAAGAUGGCAUGAAGGAUUUGAGAAAACUGGCCCAACAGCAGAAGCUGUAUAUUAAAGAGAACCCGCAAGGCCAGGGUGGACUAAUAAUAAGCGGGUUAAAAGCUGGAGUCGGCCAGGUGGUGCAGAUGGUCGACACCGCCAUCCCCCUUAGAAGAGAAUUGAGAGUUAAAGAAGAAGACAGUUUAUACCUUCGUGUGGCCUGGUGCCUCCUGGCACCCAAUGAGAGCUGGGAAAGACUCCCUAAAGCAGAAAAUUAUGACUUGGAAAAGGGAAAUAUUGCAAAUGGUAUAGUGGACGCAAAAGGAAUCAAGUGGACUGUGAAUCUACAGAAGACAGAGGCCAGAAGUCGAGCAUCAAAAAAAGCAGCAAAGCUGAAACGACUGGAGAAUUUGAUAGGGGAGAAUGCUGGUGGUUAGUGAUGACCUCAUGUUAAUGGUAUGAAACUCUUUAUUUUACCCAUACAGCUUACCUUACGCCAAUGUUUGCCAUGGCUCUACACUGCAAAUUAUGUCACAUUUGCAAAGAUUUAAAACCUUUUUUCUAGAUGUUAAAGAUAUUUCACCAGGA
Oryzias latipes (Japanese medaka) is the source of this 1652-nucleotide messenger RNA. RefSeq lists its product as uncharacterized. NCBI's taxonomy places the organism in Eukaryota, Metazoa, Chordata, Actinopteri, Beloniformes, Adrianichthyidae. The record is from RefSeq and is a predicted model, not a curated record.